Messenger RNA from Anopheles marshallii, 2211 nucleotides. RefSeq names its product activating transcription factor 3 (gene Atf3). Lineage: Eukaryota; Metazoa; Arthropoda; Insecta; Diptera; Culicidae. Gene Ontology annotation, molecular function: RNA polymerase II cis-regulatory region sequence-specific DNA binding; DNA-binding transcription factor activity, RNA polymerase II-specific. Gene Ontology annotation, biological process: regulation of transcription by RNA polymerase II. The transcript has 4 exons. The record is from RefSeq and is a predicted model, not a curated record. Gene Ontology annotation, cellular component: nucleus. Bases 1 to 2211 code for a protein of 736 amino acids.
AUGUUCAGCACAAACCUCAGCCUCACCGUGCCAUCGCUCCUUAUCAUGGACGGUGGCACACCCAGGACGCCAGAGAUCCUGAACUCGCUUAUGGCCAUGACAAAUCCGCUCGAGUACUCAUACCCAGUGAACAACUCACAGCAGACAUCACUGAACGACAGCCAUUCCAACAGCUCCGACUCUCCAUUGGACUCUCCAGCCAGCCAACAACAUCAAUCCCAGCAGCAACAACUUCACCUUCACACCGGCAAGACGCCGAGCGUACAACAGACAUGUUCGCAACUGAUCAAGGAAGGUGUGAAACUGCUGAUUCAGAGUAAGCGCAAGCACAGCGGUGGAGAUUCGAGCGAUGGAAACGAAUCCAGCACGCCGAAGGCAAAGGUAGCACGCCGACGUGACCCCUCCAUGACCGAUCACCGGGAGACGAGUGAAGAUGACAUGGAAUCGAAGGCGAGUCCUCGCUCGACUGUUGCGCUAACACCAGAAGACGAGGACCGGCGACGGCGACGCCGCGAACGGAACAAAAUCGCCGCUACCAAGUGUCGCAUGAAGAAGCGCGAACGCACGGUUAAUCUUAUCAACGAAUCGGAAACACUCGACGCACAGAACAAGGAAUUAAAGUCGCAGGUCAGCAAGCUGGAAACGGAGUACCGGAAGCUGGUGGAGGUAUUGCAAGCGCACGGUCCCACCUGCGUUCACCAGAAGGGCUAUCAACCGCUUCCCUCACUGUCGACCAUAACCGGAAGCGGUGGUAGUGUUGGCACCGGCAAAUAUCUUAACGAACUAAACUAUCUGGAACAGGACCAAACGGGCCAGGGAGAAAUUAAGUACUCCGAGUGUUUGAAAUCGGUUUCCUCCAGUUCCGGCUCACCAAUGGAUAGCUACUCCAAGCAAGACUCUGGCAACCUUCUUCCUCCCGGUUAUUGUAAGCUUUCGCCCACGGAAACGACUACCUUCCUGCUCGAAUCACCCUCAGAAUUGCCCGGUACUGGAGAGCAAAUAUCCAAAUCCGAUUACAUUCCCGGACCUGCAGUAUCUACCACUUCUUCACGACCGAACUCCAACGCCCAACAAACCACGAAGAACGGACGUUCUAAGCCCGGACCCAAACCACGACAAUCUAGAGCGCAGAACAAAACGACUCCAGCAGCGGUGGCCACAUCCACAGGCACUAAUCUGCCUUCCCUAAACAGUACCACAACCACCACCUUCGGUAGCAAAGGGAAUCCCCUGAUUGCAGCAACUCUCAUGACGACGACACCUUCCUCCUCUCCCUCAUCUGUACCUUCUCCACUAACUGUAGGAAACUCGGUGUCGACAGUGAACGUUAUCAACCCGCUCGGAACACUUGUCACCGCCGACGAUGACGAUUUUAUUCUGAAAAAUGAACUCAUCGACACGCACAGCCCUUACACAACGGUGCAGAGUGCGGAUCGGUUUCUGUUCGAUGCCACACUUGAUCUGUACAACAACAACGCGCACAGUCCUCUUACUGCCGGGCUCAACUGUGCCCAAUCGCAUCAACAACAGCAGCAGCAACUUCAGCAACAAUCGCAACACAAUCAUCAUCUGCAGCAGCAACAGCAACAACAGCACGGUGCAACUCUCAACAACAACAAUCCAACCAUGGUAAACGAAAAUGACAAGCUUAAUCACCUGAACGCCAUUAAAGACAACACCUCCAAUACGCUGCUCGAGUUUGGGUCGAGCUUUGAAACGCUAAAGCCCGCCACAGUAGACUAUACGCAGCACCAACAACAACCACAGCAGCAGCAGCAACCACAGCAACACUCCAACGGGUUGCAUCAUCAACCGCAGCAGCAGAUGGACAGUUUGUUGGUUGUCGGUGAUCCAACUCUCGGCCAUCUGCUCCAUCAUCACCAGCAGCAGCAACAGAAUCUCCACCAGCACCAUCACCAACAUCAGCAACAGCCACAGCAGCACCAGCAGCAACAUCAUCAACACAACCAGCUGCAGCAACACCACCAGCUUCAGCAUCAACUACAACAACAUCACCUGCAACAGCAACAGCUCCAGCAGCAGCAGCAGCAACAACACCACCAACAGCAACAACUCGUCCACAAUGCACUCGAUCUGCUGGGACCGGUCGCAAAUGACUUCCUCCUAAUGACUGACGAUGAUCCGACGGAUUUCACCGAUCUGGAUAGUGGCAUAACCGCGUACAGCAGCAUCAACGGAUGUCUAGCGUGA